This is a messenger RNA of Platichthys flesus (European flounder), 3135 nucleotides long. It is a transcript of the gene cplx3b, whose product is annotated as complexin 3b. Gene Ontology annotation, molecular function: syntaxin binding. Gene Ontology annotation, biological process: synaptic vesicle exocytosis; neurotransmitter transport; regulation of neurotransmitter secretion. The record is from RefSeq and is a predicted model, not a curated record. Bases 356 to 826 code for a protein of 156 amino acids. Gene Ontology annotation, cellular component: terminal bouton; SNARE complex. NCBI's taxonomy places the organism in Eukaryota, Metazoa, Chordata, Actinopteri, Pleuronectiformes, Pleuronectidae. The transcript is spliced from 3 exons.
GAUUGGGUGGAGGGGGUGGUGGCUGCAGCGGACGCAGGGUCGGGAUUGGUGGAGUUCACCGCCAAACUUGUUGACUCAUAACCGCGCAGCUCUCCAUCCUUCACGGCGCGGAGCUGUCCGGGGUCCAGUGGUGCUGAAACCCUCACCUCCCGUCGCAACAUAGGAAUUAUCUCCUCUUUUGUUUUUCUUCUUCCGCGCGGUGUCACUGCACUCAACGAGCUCGUUAAAAGUUAUAUGUUUUCUCUGUGCGACACGUCCAGACGACUCGCUUAAGCGUCACCGCUCUCGCCAACAACGCACCAAGCCCUCAACUUCUUCUUAGCCGCUCACAGAGAGCAGUCACUGAGGCGCAGCCAUGUCUUUCAUGGUGAAACACAUGGUGGGGGGGCAGCUGAAGAACCUGACGGGCGGACUGACGGAGGAGAAACCCGAGGCUGAGAAGACAGAUGCCGCCGCGCAGGGGAUGACCCAGGAGGAAUUUGAACAAUAUCAGCAACAGUUAGAGGAGGAAAAACAGGAACGAGAAGCAAACUUUGCCCAGAAGAAAGCUGAGAGAGCUACAGUUAGAACUCAUUUCCGGGAGAAGUACCGGUUACCAAAGAACGAGUUGGAUGAGACCCAGAUCCAGCAGGCGGGGGAUGACGUGGAGCUGCCCACGGAGCUGGCCAAGAUGAUCGCUGAAGACAACCAGGAGGAAUCGCACAAGCAGUCCGUGCUGGGCCAGCUUUCCAACAUCCAGAACGUGGACAUGGACCAGCUGAAAGACAAAGCCCAGGCCACGCUGGAGGACCUGAAAAAGCAGACGGAGAAUUGCAGCCUCAUGUGAUCCUGCAAAACUCCCAGAAGAUUAGAGUUUGACUUGUACAAAUAUUUUUCAGAGGCAGAGCUGCUCUAGAGAUAGAAAUAUUCUUGUUGCUUCAGUGGAAUGUCAGUUGGCAGAGCCACAUAAUAACAGUUUUUCUAGCUGUACAAAGUUGGACAGACGCCCCCGCGGAAAAGAAAGGAAAAGCUGAUAUUUUGAAAUCUUGGGCUCAUAUUACAAACUGGGCAGAAAGUAGUUUAUAGCUACAGUGUCAUCUAGGGAAUUUUCUAGGGACUGUGGUUCUUGAGCUCCUCCUAUUGAUUUAUCACAUGAGACUAUUUCUGCAUUUAGAACAACUCCUCCUCUGAGAAAACGUUAUCUUGUGUAUCAAAUCCUUUCGUUCCCAAACCUCCCUCGGUGUCUGUACCUCACGUGACCGGUGAUAACACGAUACCAUCCUGCAGCGGAGUGCUCAGGUAUUUGUCAGGGUUUUGUUGCUUCCGAACACACAGCACAGCGGCCGAUUUCCCUCAUGCAUUAACAACAAGAGGGAGACGGCGCUCAUCAGUAAAAUAACCCACAAGACUGACUCUGGCUUGUGUCAGGAAGUCAUACAUGUGUGUUUAGUUGGAUGUAGGAAAUUUGGUGAUUCAUUUCAGAGUGAGUAAAACUAAAGAGCCAUUAGUGGGGUUGUUUACAUUCCACGUACAAAAGCACAAAAUCUUAAAACAGGCAAUAUUCAUUUCAGAGCAACAAUUCAGGCAGAUCUUUGUUGUAAGUAGCUUACUAAUGUCGGCGCCCUGGUGCCCAGACUAAAGCUCCCUGUGGGCUGCGUUAAUCUUACUUUCAAUAUUUUGCUGAACAUAUCAUUUUACAGGCGUUUAAAGCCUUUUCCGUUCUUCGGUGUGCCUCUGACGUCCGUACAAGGUUGGCGUCGUCACAGCUUCAAGAUCUGUAAGCUACUUUUUACAAAAACAGGCCUUAUUGUUUGCUCCUCUAGGGAAUUUCAGUCUUUUUUAAGUUGAAUAAAAGGCCAACAAUAUAUAGUCAGGCACAUAUGAUGUUGUAGGUUUGCUGCUGUAAUUAAAUACAGCAAAAUGUGUAUUAUGACUGCGUUCCUGAAUUUAACCUGGCAGCAAUAUCAACUACAUAAUGAGUAAACCAGUUUUGUGCUGCAUCCAGUAAAAAAAAAGAAAAGAAACGAUGGCUGCUCAGAUGAGAGAAAUGUAAAUGCUUGUAGUUGUAUGCCAAAGGAUAUGGCGUAAAUAUGUCAAAUUGUGUAACCGAAGUGUGUGUUUAUGUGUAUAAAUCCACAUACAAACAUUUAUGUUGUAAAAGAUGUAAAUGUAUCUCCUGUUUGCCUAUAAUGUCAACAGCGGGUCAUCAUCCACUGCUCUCGCAUCGACUCGCUGGGUCUCGUAGUGUUGUAGAUCGCCUCGUGUGACCUUUGACCCUGUCCUCCAUCUCACCGACCCUGUGUGUCCUCGGUGGCUUCCGUUGUCGUGGUGGUGGACUUUGUGAUGUUUAGACGAUGUGAUAUGUCGAGUGCUGUCUUUUUAAAAAAACCAACCUGGUCCCGUGUGCUGAGGGUGCUGGUGGUCGUGUUACACAUGCAGCACAGUCCGGGAGGUGUUCUGUCUGAGCUGCUUUCCCUGCCGACCGCGGGGCGUGACGGCGUGGGCGACUGAAGAGGGGGUGUCGUUGGUGUCGUGUUACGUUCAUAUACAUUUUUGCCAGUGUUUGAGUUUACGUAGCAGUGGUGUAGAGGGUGAUGUCAGCUGCCCCCUAAUUUUUUUUACAUAUUUUAUUUUAAAGGAAAUGUGAUCAGAUCUUGCCUGUUUCUUUUAAAUUUGUUGGCCAUUUCCUUUCUGUAGAUGCCACACAACUACUGAACGAAACACGUGGCAACCUGAUUACGACAUUUUCAGAACAGUGGUUAGCGCCCUGUGAUACUUCAACAGUAUAUUCAUGACAUUUCAAUAAUAUGAAGCAGAGGAAAAGUUGCAAUAAGUCCUUUUAUGAUAAACUAUCAUGUUUCAUGAUAAGAUAAAAUUAGUGGGUGGAGCAGAAGCCAUAAAGCAAGCUGUUUGCUUUGUAUGAGUGUGUAUAACUUGAAAUAGGAAUUCAGAAACUCAAUAAUACUACUACUAAUAAAAGUGAUAUGUAAAUGUACGUUUGUGCUGUCAUACUGAGCAGUUGAUCUGUUUUUCUUUCAGGAAAUGGCUGCAACGACACACAGCCUCUCCUCAUUCUUUGCUUAUCGCUGUCAUUCUCUCUCUGAAAGGAUUUCAGUGAAGUUUUAAAUGCAAUAAACAGAUUUCUAGUAUAAUGUA